Molecule: messenger RNA, 2364 nt
Organism: Penicillium digitatum Pd1
Lineage: Eukaryota; Fungi; Ascomycota; Eurotiomycetes; Eurotiales; Aspergillaceae
Product: pentatricopeptide repeat protein
Molecular function (GO): protein binding
Source: RefSeq, a predicted model, not a curated record
AUGCCUCCCUCGAAACCCCCUUCUCACACCUCUUCGGUUCGAAGACUUUGUCCCCGCCGUCCUCGCCCAUCCGUCGCGUCAAUAGCAGAUAUUUUUGUCGGCUCGCUGGUUCUGGCAAGCUUCUGCCACGAACACUCGCCAAAUCGUCGGGGGUUUUCGACUGUAGCCUGGGGUGCCUCAGAUCAUAAUCUUCAAAAAUUUCAGAGCAAAGGCACCACUAGUCGCAGGCAGCUACCACCCCAGCGACCACCAGAGUAUUCAAGCUCAAGGUUUUAUCUGUCGCAAUCGAAGAGAUUUAUCAGUAACGGAUUGGCACGUACGAAUGAUGAAAAUAAAGAGGAGUAUGAUAUUGAGACCGAGUCCCAGGAGGAGAUGGAGACAGACAACGACUAUAUUCCAUUGUGGCCAGCAACGAAUGGGGACGCUGAAUCACAAACCCACCGUGAAAGAUUUGAUUUCACAUACGAUUUCGACCGCAGAAUAGAGAUUAAAGAACGCACUAAAACCGACAUCGAUCUCAAAUUGCCAGACAGGUACCCCCGCCAAUCCUUCCCGUCAUGGCUGCAUCCCGAAAAGGAGAAACACCUAUCUACCUCAAAACUGUACGAAAGGUCAUUGAGAGAUUAUAACUGGGAAGAAGCAGUGAAUGCUGUUGUGCCAUACUCACGUUACACAAAGACUUACAAAGACGAGUCGCACGAUCAAAUGGAAAUCCACUCUGUUGAGAAGCUUGUCAGAACAUUGUGGGAAGAGCCAAACCCGUCCACUCAAUACCUGUUCCGAUUAUACAGAGAUAUUCCUGCCCCGGGGGUAGCUUUGCUUUCGAAACGCACACGCGGUGCUCUUUUGCGUUUGUUCGCACAUCCUCGAGAUCGACGAUGGGUAGAUGCCCGUCGCUACCUUGCAUUGGUAGAUGACAUGGUAACUGCUCGCCUGCCUCUAUCUCGGUCGCUUUGGUCUUCUGCGAUACAUCUUUCCGGCCGAGCCAAUGGCAGGGUAUUGAAACGGGAUCUUAUCCGAGCUGUGGGCAUGUGGCAGAAGAUGGAGCAUAUCGCUGGAGUGAAGGCUGACGAGGUGGUAUUCAAUAUUCUAUUUGACAUCGCAAUCAAAGCUGGCGCAUUCAAAGUUGCCGAUCGCCUGGAGGAGGAAAUGACUGAACGGGGCCUGAGCUUUUCGCGCUGUGGAAAGACUUCUAAGAUCUAUUAUUUUGGAAUGAUGCGCGAUGUUGAAGGUAUUCGAGAGACUUUUGACGACUUUGUGAAGUCAGGCGAGAUCGUCGACACAGUUGUCAUGAACUGUCUCAUUGCCUCUUUCCUCCGGGCAGGCGACACCCAAACUGCCGAGCAGCUCUACGCACGCAUGCUGGAGAAACAAUCAUGCAACAACAAACGCCUUUUGCAUUCGGACGAUGGAUCCCACGAUGGCGGGUCAAAUCUGAGCUAUGACAUGCCCCAAUAUCGGGAAAGAUCCCGGAAGUUGGGCCGCGUAUUGAAGAAGUCAUCAGCACUCAAGGAGAAGUUUCCGGAAUACCACCGUGCUCUCCAGGAUUCUCUCUCCAUCGCACCCGAUACGCGAACUUUUUACAUCUUCCUACGACACUACGCCUACAACACUGGCCAGCUCGAUAGCUUCAUGGCUGUCAUGCGUGACAUGGAGAAGACCUUUGUCGUCCCACCACGUGCUAUAAUCUAUCUGUUCCUCUUUGAAGGGUUCGCUCUUCAUGGUCGGAGGAAAAAACAAUGGAGCGCGGAAAACCUUCGGCUGACAUGGCAUGCAUACAUCCGGGCUUUGCGCGACUCGAAUGCAAGACUCCGGGGGUUGAAUCUGAACAACCGAAAGAUGAAGUGGGAGAAUCCACUGGCUAAGAGCGUGACACUCGACGUCGAGGAGCCACCGGUUACCGACUCUCCCAACGGGCUGUACAUGGCUUUGCCAACAGAAGACACAGUUGGUUAUCCAGGGGAAUUUGAAAAAACCGCAGAGGGUUCUGCCAUGGAUGAUUCGCAAGACAAUGAACAAGACGCGAAGCCUGAGCUGGAUGAAAACGAAGAUGAAACCACGGAAAUAGAGGAACUUGAUGUAGAUGAGGUCUUCAACCCUCGUUUGCAAUUUCCCGGCGAAGCGGAGCAAGAAGAACUUUGGGACCCCGAACAGCGUCUCGAAAAUGGUCUAUUUGUUGGACGUCGAAUGAUCACCAUUAUCCUGCAGGCAUUUGGAACGUGCUGUGGCCCCAAAGAGGUCCUCGAGGUUUGGUUGCAACUUGAGCGGCUUUGGCAUCCACAGCAGCGCAAAGCGAUUGAUGUUUUUGCUGUCAAGGAAGAGCUUGACAAACAGAUGUCCAGGGAUCCGCAUCGCAGCCGCUGA